UUCUUUCCACAAAAUAUUGACUGUACCAGAGAAAUCCAGUGGAAGAAGAAAUGAGGACGGCAGCUGCCGAUCUCUCUUCUCUGCCGGAAGGAGUAAUCGCUUACAUCUUGUCGCUGACCACUCCAUUAGAUGUCUGUAGGGCCUCGACGGUUUCCCGGAUUUUCCAUUCGGCGGCGCAGUCCGACAUCGUGUGGAACAGAUUCCUGCCUCCCGAUUUGGACGUACUGAUUUCUCGAUGUAAAUCCGAUGACCUGGAUUUUGAUCCAAUUUCCAGUUCGUCGAAGAACAUUUUUUUCUCCCUUUGCGACAGCCCAAUGCUACUUGACGAUGGCGACAAGAGCCUUGCAUUGGAGAAAUGGACUGGUAGGAAGUGCAUAAUGCUUGGAGCAAGGAACAUCACGAUCGUUUGGAGUGAUACCCCUGAGUAUUGGACCUGGGAACAUCAUCCUGAUUCGAGGUUUGCAGAGGUGGCUGUACUCCUCCAGGUGUGGUGGCUUGAAAUCCGUGGAAGAAUGAGUUGCAGAAUACUGACUCGUAGAACAACUUAUGGUGUUUACUUGGUGUUCAAGAUGAAUGAAGAUGAAUACCGAGGGUUCAAUUUUGAUCCUGCUGAAGUCAGGGCGGGAAUUCUUGGCACGGAAAGCGAUCCGAAAACAGUUUGUUUGGACCCUGAUUUGGAGAACUCUCAUCUGCGGCUUGCACCAUGGUUGAUGGACCAUUCAUUGGAAAUGUCGUCAGGGUUAGAGCAGCCGAAGGAGAGACAGGAUGGGUGGUUUGAAAUCGAGUUGGGGGAGUUUGAAAGUGGCGAUGGAGAUGAUGAAGUUGAGAUGGAUCUUAUGGAGGUGAAGGGCGGCACACGCAAGACUGGGCUUGUCGUUGAGGGGAUUGAGAUUAGGCCUAAACCCACCUCUGUUCUUGCAUAGAUGCUUUGAUUGAUUAAAGCCAUGGUUUUGCUAUUGGCUUGCUUUUGUUUAUCCAGAGGUUUGAAAAAACCAGUUACUGUGUUUCAUUUA
Messenger RNA from Cucurbita maxima (winter squash), 1013 nucleotides. RefSeq names its product F-box protein PP2-B10-like. Gene Ontology annotation, molecular function: protein binding. The transcript has 3 exons. Bases 51 to 923 code for a protein of 290 amino acids. NCBI's taxonomy places the organism in Eukaryota, Viridiplantae, Streptophyta, Magnoliopsida, Cucurbitales, Cucurbitaceae. The record is from RefSeq and is a predicted model, not a curated record.